Molecule: messenger RNA, 2264 nt
Organism: Zerene cesonia (dogface butterfly)
Lineage: Eukaryota; Metazoa; Arthropoda; Insecta; Lepidoptera; Pieridae
Gene: Prps
Product: ribose-phosphate pyrophosphokinase 2
Exons: 1
Coding region: 236-1264 (342 amino acids)
Biological process (GO): ribonucleoside monophosphate biosynthetic process; 5-phosphoribose 1-diphosphate biosynthetic process; purine nucleotide biosynthetic process
Cellular component (GO): ribose phosphate diphosphokinase complex; cytoplasm
Molecular function (GO): ribose phosphate diphosphokinase activity; magnesium ion binding
Source: RefSeq, a predicted model, not a curated record
UGGUAUUUGCCCUUGCUCUGUUUCUUGUCUUGACAUAUUCAUUCAAUAAAUUAGAAAAACGUGCGUGCGAGGUGCCUAGCGCGUAUAGUGCGGCGUAUUUACAGCACAGCGCGAGCCCCCCGCGUAAAUAUAUAAAUUUCUUAUCAUUAAUUUGUCACACAUAAAUAGUUGUCGAGUUUAUUCUCUUCGCAUAUUGAGUGAGCGACGGACCGGAGGUCAUUUCUCUCCGGUGCUGAUGAAAUCAACUAUAAUACUAGAAGAAGUAGUAAAUAGAUUAGAUAAUCUACCGUCACCGUUAACACCCAGGAUGCCGAACAUUAAAGUUUUCAGCGGAAGCUCUCACCAGGACCUGGCGCAAAAGAUCGUCGACCGCUUGGGCAGAGAAUUGAGCAAAGUUGUAACCAAAAAAUUUAGUAACAUGGAGACGUGCGUGGAGAUUGGCGAAUCCGUUCGUGGUGAAGAUGUUUAUAUUGUGCAAAGUGGCAGUGGUGAAAUUAACGAUAACCUGAUGGAGUUGUUAAUUAUGAUAAAUGCGUGUAAAAUCGCUUCAGCUUCCCGAGUAACCGCCGUCAUUCCUUGCUUCCCCUAUGCAAGACAGGACAAGAAAGAUAAAAGUCGUGCUCCGAUUACUGCUAAGCUCGUCGCUAACAUUCUUUCUGUCUCUGGGGCAGACCAUAUCAUAACAAUGGAUCUCCAUGCUUCGCAAAUUCAAGGUUUCUUUGACAUACCUGUGGACAAUCUUUUCGCUGAACCAGCGGUCUUAAAAUGGAUUAAAGAGAAUAUUCCAGACUGGAAGACGAGCAUCGUAGUGUCUCCUGACGCGGGUGGUGCUAAGAGGGUGACAUCAAUUGCUGAUAGACUAAAUGUAGAGUUUGCUCUCAUCCACAAAGAGCGGAAAAAGGCUAAUGAAGUGGCAUCUAUGGUGUUAGUUGGUGAUGUGAAAGAUCGUACAGCUAUUUUGGUGGAUGACAUGGCCGAUACUUGUGGAACAAUAUGCCAUGCCGCUGAGAAGCUGAUUGAAGCCGGAGCAACUAAAGUGUAUGCUAUACUAACGCAUGGUAUUUUCUCCGGUCCUGCUAUAUCUAGAAUCAAUAACGCAUGCCUAGAAGCUGUUGUAGUUACAAACACUAUACCACAAGAGAAGCACAUGCAGGAUUGUCCCAAAAUCCAGUGCAUUGAUGUAUCUAUGAUGUUGGCGGAAGCUGUCCGGCGAACACACAAUGGAGAGUCUGUGUCGUACCUCUUCUCAAAUGUUCCAUAUUAGUUAAUUUUUAUUUGCCUUUAUUUUAUCCCAUACUUAGGUUAAGGCCUUUUUGACGUCUUCAAUAUGAUUGUUGCUUCUUUAUGAGCGAUUUAAUAUUACUACUAGAAUUAUAUUGGCAUUUCUAUACAGUUAUAAUUUUAUCAGCUUAUGUAUUAUGGCACAAAAUUUAAUGAAAUCUACUAUUGAAUCAUUAUGCUAGUUUAUUGCUGGCAAAUUUUGUUGUUCUUGAAAUCAAACUGAUUAAAAUUUUAAUGGAUUUCAAAGUUUAUAAUAUUGAGGUCAAUAUAAUCCGCCGGGAUGUUUAUUUUUGUUAGAUAAGCAACAUUCAUUUGAAGAUAACAAUAUGCUAGAAUGUCGAGCCCAUUUAAUUAGUUUUAGAUGUAAUCUCAUUUAGACUAAGUAUAAGAUGUAUCGAGAAUAUGGCUAUCCAAGCUCUGCAUAUAAAAUUUAUGCUGUAGUAUUAAAUAUUUUGAUAAUGUGCAUAAAAAUUAUUUGUGAUUGUUACUGCAUCAUUGGCCAUUCAUAUAAAAAAAAACUUAUGCAUGUUAUGUUUUUUCUAUGGCAUACUUUCAUUUGAUUAUUUUAAAAGACAUUAAAUUGUUUAUAUAAUUUGUAGUCUGUACCAAUCAAUAAUAAAAAAAUUAAAUAAAAAGGUUCCACUGAAGUGUAGAUUUUGGAAAGAUUUAUAAAGACAUGUUUAAAUUUGGAACUAUGUAUUGAUUGGUACAGAUAAAUAAAAGUUAUAAUGUAGAAACUUUCCUUGAAUAUGUAUUUAGGGAAAAUUAUUUCAAGUUUCAACAUCUUGUUUAGUUGUUUAAACUAAAAAUGUAGUUUUACUUAUUUUCGUGGCAUAUAAAGUAUAUAUAAAUUGUUAAUAAAUAUUGGUUGAUAGCUUAAAAUUGCCUGGAAUAACUGUAAAUUAUGAGAUUUUUCUAAAUUUAUAGAUUAAAUCUGUAUAUUUGGUCCAUGAACUACAAUAUUAAUAAAAACUGAAUUUUCA